UUGUAACUACGUUUCACGUUAAAAUUAUCGCCGUGGACUGUCUAUUGAAUGUCUAUAGCCCUCUUGCUGUUGCAUAUCAUUAAUCUUACACGCAGACCGUUAUAAUCCGAAAAUUUAAAACCGAUUUCUGCGUACUUCGGGUUUCCUGCGGCAGCUUGACAGUUGUUGCAGUCAGGGUCGAUCCAAAAGAAAGCCGAAGUCUUAGCCUUGAACUUGGAUGUAAGCACAAAAACAAAGCCGGGACUGGAGAAGAUUUGCGUUUUAUUGUCACGCUUCUUCCAAGAUGGACGUUGGAGUGUCCAAGUCCCAUGUGUUUCUCAACUACAGCCCCAGAGCCCUCUUCUCCCAGUGGAGCAUCCCGCUGGGUGCACAGCGCGUCAUGGAUGCAGUGAAGGAGGGUCAAAAGAGCAGCCUGAGCUCAGGCAAAAUGAUGGCUCUCGCUGCAGGUCUCUCUGUCGGGGCCACAGUGGGCUACAUGGUUUAUCGCCACAUAAGCAGCACCAACAGCACACGCCAGGGGCCCAACACUGAAGUGUCCAAGAUGACUCUUCCUGUAGAAGUCUAUAGGAACAUAUCCAGAUACCAAGCCAAGUUUUUAGAGAUGGUGACCCAGAAGUCCGGGGCUCAUGUGAGGGUUUUGUCAGAUUCAGGGGAACAUGGAAGUAAGACAUCUGUAUGUUUCCUGCUGCAGGGCUCUGCAGAGCAGGUCUUGCUUGCUCGCUGUGUCAUGGAGAACCUGGUCACGGAAUGUGAAAUGGUAUCGGAGGUUUUGGAAGUUCCUCAAACCUCCUUUGGACGUAUAAUAGGCCGUGGUGGAGAAAGCUUGAAACUGAUCACCAGGACCACAGGAGCCAAAGUGGCCUGUUCUAAAGAGAAGGCUUAUGGUCCAGGGGCAAAGGGCAAUGUGACAAUCGCAGGGACCAGACAGGAGGUCAAACAGGCCAAGGAGCUGAUUCUAGAAAAAGUCAGAGAAGACAUGAUGGUGAGGACAAAGAUCUCACAGUCAUCUGCCCUGCGCCAGAAACGUGGCCAUGAUGUUGUAAAUCAGAAGCCCGAGAGCGAGGAGACUGAACCACCACUGGGUGUAAACAACAAUGGGCCCUUUUCCCAGACAGAGAAGAAUGGACUCAUCCACGCUAAUGGCACCACAAAACAACCAGAAAAUAUAUUUGACAAAGUGGAGGAGCUGAAAAUCAGCAAGACAGUCAGGAAAGAGGAGGAGGAAGAGGAGAGUAUCUCUACAGAGUCACUCUCUGAAGUGUCCAAGUUUGAAAUUCCCAGCCCAGACCUGAGCUUCCAGCCUGAUGAACACUUGGAAGUUUACGUUUCUGCUUCAGAGAACCCAAAUCAUUUCUGGAUCCAGAUCCUGGGGGUUCGCUCCCUCCAACUGGACAAACUGACAGAGGAGAUGAACCGCUUCUACAACAGUGGACACCCUCCAGAGCACAGGGUGGAGACCAUUGUAGUGGGGGAUAUAGUGGCAGCUACAUACCGAAACUACGGCACAUGGAACAGAGCAAGGGUGCUUGGAGUUCUUAACUCUGGACUGGUGGACCUUUAUUAUGUUGACUUUGGGGACAAUGGAGAGCUGCCCAGAGAUAGCCUCCGCCGCAUGAGGAGUGACUUCCUCAGCUUACCAUUCCAAGCUAUUGAGUGCAACUUAGCAGGGGUGAGGCCAAAAGAAGGCGUGUGGACUGAGGCAGCCCUGGAUGAGUUUGAGCGGCUGACGUAUUGUGCCUCUUGGAAACCCCUGCAGGCCAAACUCUGCAGCUACUCUCACUCUGAGAUCUCCUCCUGGCCCAGUGUCAAGCUCUACGACAACAGUGAGGGCAAGACUGUGGAUAUUGGUGAAGAGCUCAUACGGCUGGAUCAUGCUGUCAGCUUCCAGGAGGUGCUGAAUGUGAGGACUGAGGGUGACAAUCUUGGCUGUCUGCAGAGGAUGUUGGAUGAUGUAAUAGGAGCAUCAUCAGAGCUCAGCCUCUCCUGUAUCAGUUUAUCAGAAGCUGCCUCAAUCUCAGGAAGUGUUGAUGAUGUCAUAGAGGAUGAGCUGCUGUGAGACCAAAGACGCACAUAAAUAUAAAGUACCUUUUCUCCUUGUAUCUCCCAGCACUGACCACCAUCUCCUCAGCAUCAGUCCAAAUGAGAUGAAGAGGAGGUCUCUUUGUCUGAUCCAAACUCAACCGCAUAAAUCCUCAUUGUGAAGCCUUACCCACUUGAUGAGCGUGCGACAGCUCUUCCAGCCAUAUUCACUCUGUUGUUGUUACUUCAGUAAUAAUUAAGUUUUGCCUUUUUCAUGUUCUGUUCUGUACCCAAUGCUGCUUUGCUUAAAUGUAUUGCUACUACAUUUAUGUGUUCAAGAAAUGAGAAGUGAAACAAAAACAGAAUGCCAUUAUUAUUAUUAAAGCACUGUGAUAUGAAUCAAUGGAACCAGAAGGCAGCUGGUUUAUGGCUAAUAAUACCUAGUUUAUUUCUUUACUUGUAUGUUCAUUGGAAUUUAAUUACCUAUGUAUUGGGCCUCACAAGUUGUUAUCUGUUGGCAAAUAUACAGUGUUAUUGACUGUGGUCUUCAGUUUGUGUUUAGGAUGAAAAUGUGGUAUCUACUAUAUCUUUACCUGAGUAAAGAAGAAAGUUUAUCUUAAGAGGUGUAAUAGAUUGCACUAUAUAAUAAUAAAGGAUUUAUUUUAUUUCACAA
Molecule: messenger RNA, 2692 nt
Organism: Amphiprion ocellaris (clown anemonefish)
Lineage: Eukaryota; Metazoa; Chordata; Actinopteri; Pomacentridae
Gene: tdrkh
Product: tudor and KH domain containing
Exons: 15
Coding region: 284-2056 (590 amino acids)
Biological process (GO): spermatogenesis
Molecular function (GO): RNA binding
Source: RefSeq, a predicted model, not a curated record